AUGCAACGAUUGCAAAAUCGGUUGGCACCACGAUUGCCACGAAAUCACCAAUGGACUGUGGCAACAUGUGGUUUGGUUGUGCUGGUGGUGCUCGUACAAUCUACCUUCGGCGCGGAUCUAAAGGAACGAGCACGUGCCGCACUGCUGCUUGAAAAGUCUACCGGACCCGCCAACUGUCAAGUGCAGCAGCCACAGCCAUGCCCACCGAGCAAGUUCCGCUCGGCGUCGGGCGAGUGUAACAACUUCAACCACCGCUACUGGGGUGCCCGAGGUGAUGCCUUCAUCCGGUUACUGCAGCCGGACUACGCCGACCAGCGGCUGAAGCCACGUACGGCGGUCGGUUCGCACGCUCUACCUUCGCCCGACGUUGUUGUGAGCCAGCUGCAGCAUUCUGUCGACGAGAGGGCCAUCCAUCCGCACGUCACGGCGAUGCUGCCCGCUUGGGGCCAACUGUUGGCGUACGAUUUGGUGCAGAUCCUUUCGCCCAACUCGCCCUACCAGUGCUGCCACAACCGUUCGCAGGCCGCCGACGAGCAGGACGAUCUGGCCCAGUGUUACGUGCGUCUCGGUGAGGGUUGCCGGGAGUACAAACGCUCGAUCCCGUCGCACGAUCCUAGCAACUGCGAGUUUCACUACCGCGACCAGAUGAACGCCGCCUCUGGCUUCCUCGACGGAUCGGGUCUGUACGGUACGACGGAGAAGGAAAUCCACGCGCUGCGAACGUUCCUCAACGGAAAGGUGGACAUUGGUGCGUGCUUGCGAUGCAAUGAACCGGGAGCGAUCGGAGCGCUGCAUACGGUGCUGCUGAAGGAACACAACCGCAUUGCCGAUCUGCUCGCCAAGCAGAACGAGGAAUGGAGUGACACUACGCUGUUCUACGAAUCGCGCCGCAUCGUGAUGGCACAGAUUCAGCACAUCACCUACAGCGAGUUCCUACCGAUCGUACUCGGCAGCCAGAUUACGAACAAUGCCGACUUCCGGUUGGAAACCGGUGGACACUACAGUGGCUACUCCAGCUCGAACCGUGCCGGUAUGUUCGCGGAGGUUGCCGUUGGAGCGAUCCCAGCCUUCCUGACGAUGCUUCCCCCCGAUAUGUACAACGAGUCGAUGUCGUCCGAAAUUCUCCUAUCGUCGCCCGCCAUGCAGCAGACGUUCAUUCCAGAACACACGAGCUUCAACGACGAGUGGACUCCGAUCUCGCUCGCCAUCCAGCGUGGACGUGAUCACGGUGUCCCGGCGUACCAUAAGGCGAUCAAUCUGUGCGAGGCACGCUUCGGAAAGCCUUUCGGUGUUAAGCUGAGCUUCGACGACAUGCAGUACUUUGGGUUGAGCCCCAGCAAGCGUGAGGUUUUGCAGAAAAUGUAUCAAGAUCCAGAAGAUAUCGAUCUGCUGAUUGGAGGGCUCAUGGAAACACCGGCCCUGGGUACGGUGUUUGGCCCGACACUGACCUGCCUCAUGGCGAUCCAGUUUGCGAACAUGCGCAGCAGCGAUCGUUUCUGGUACGAAAACGAUCUGCCACCAUCGUCCCUGACGCUGCCCCAGCUGCAAGCCAUCCGUCGCGUUACCCUGUCCGGGUUGCUGUGCGAAACCAAGGACGUCCAACGUGCCCAACCGAAGGCGUUCAUACGUGAAGAUCCGUACCUAAACGCACGGCUGAACUGCGAGCAGCUCGCCGGCUUGGAUGUGUCCGCCUGGCGCUCGGAACAGGAUGAGACGGUCGAGGAGUAUAUGCAGGACGAACAGCCAACGCCGCCAGAGUUCGAGGAACUCAACAUGGACGUGAUUUCGCAGGCCAUCAACAAGGCAAAGACGAAGCUGAACGAGCGCAAACAGCAGGAGUACGAAACGUGGAUUAGGCAGGGAGGUAUCGAUGCUAAGUCACCGGAUGGAACGGCCGCUUCGUUCAGUAAAGCCAACCGAAACGCACUGAUCAUUGCCAACACGUCGUUGUUCUACGAACUGGCUACGAAUGAGAUUGUCAGCUCAUUGCACACAUUGAGACGUCGCAAACGCCAGGUCUUUGAUAACAAUCUGGGUGGGUUCACAAGUGACGACUUCAGCAAUGCCCUGCAAAGCGUAGACGUUAACCAGUUCAUCACGGGAUCGAUUUCGCCGAUCAAUCUGGAGCCGCAGUGCGAAAAUCUGGAAGCACCCUGUGACACAACGACCCCAUUCCGUACGCUGACCGCGCACUGCAACAAUCUGCGUAAUCCGGAGCUCGGCCAAUCGCUUACAACGUUCGCCCGGUUGUUGCCACCGGUCUACGACGAUGGUAUUUCGCAGCCCCGAACACUGUCCGUCACUGGAACACCGCUGCCGAACCCACGGGCCGUUUCCGCGCUUAUCCAUCCGGACAUUUCCAACCUGCACACGCGCUACUCCCUCAUGGUGAUGCAGUACGCACAGUUCCUCGAUCACGAUCUCACGAUGACACCGAUCCACAAGGGUUUCCACGAGUCGAUCCCAAGCUGCCGUUCGUGCGAUUCGCCCCGCACGGUUCAUCCGGAGUGCAACCCGUUCCCAGUGCCAGCACGUGAUCACUACUACCCGGAGGUGAACGUAACGAGCGGCGAACGGUUGUGCUUUCCGUUCAUGCGAUCCCUUCCCGGCCAGCAGACGCUUGGACCACGCGAACAGAUCAACCAGAAUACGGCUUUCCUCGAUGCGUCGCAGAUUUACGGCGAGAAUGGGUGCAUCGCGAAGAAGCUGCGCGGUUUCUCGGGCCGCCUGAACUCCACCAUUCACCCGAUUCAGGGCAAGGAAUUGUUGCCUUUGUCACCGGUGCACCCGGAGUGCAAGUCGCCCAGCGGAUACUGCUUCAUUGCCGGAGAUGGACGUGCCUCGGAACAGCCAGGACUGACCGCCAUCCAUACGGUUUUCAUGCGUGAACACAACCGUAUCGUCGAGGGAUUGCGUGGCGUAAAUCCGCACUGGAACGGCGAUCAGCUGUACGAGCAAGCUCGCCGUAUUUUGAUAGCCCAGAAUCAGCACAUCACGUACAAUGAGUUCCUGCCUCGCAUUCUCAGCUGGAACGCGGUCAAUCUAUACGGGCUGAAGCUGCUUCCGCAAGGUUACUACAAGGACUACAACCCAACCUGCAAUCCGUCGAUCGUGACUGAGUUUGCUGCGGCAGCGUUCCGCAUUGGUCACUCGCUACUGCGUCCACACAUUCCCCGGCUCAGCGUACAGCAUCAACCGAUCGAUCCACCACUGCUGCUGCGCGAUGGUUUCUUCCGUACCGAUCCCUUCCUUCAACCAGGGCUGGUCGAUGAAAUCUCACGUGGACUCGUCGCGACACCGAUGGAAACGCUCGAUCAGUUUAUCACCGGCGAGGUGACGAAUCAUUUGUUCGAGGACCGACGCAUUCCGUUCUCUGGAUUCGAUCUGAUCGCACUGAACGUUCAGCGUGGCCGCGACCACGGUAUCCCCUCGUACAACAACUACCGGGCGCUGUGCAAUCUGAAGCGUGCCCAAACCUGGGAAGAUCUCAGCCGUGAAAUCCCACCGGAGGUGAUCGCUCGGCUACGUCGCAUUUACGCCAGCGUGGACGAUAUCGAUAUCUUCCCGGGCGGUAUGUCCGAACGGCCCCUGCAGGGUGGACUGGUUGGACCGACCUUUGCCUGUAUCAUUGCCAUCCAGUUCCGACAGCUGCGCAAAUGCGAUCGUUUCUGGUAUGAAAAUGAAGACCCCGCGGUUAAGUUUACAGAGGCGCAGCUGGCUGAACUUCGCAAAACGACACUGGCCAAGAUUGUUUGCGAAAAUCUCGACAUCACCGGCGACAUGCAGCGAGCGGCCUUUGAUCUUCCUAGCAACUUCCUCAACCCACGAGUGCCGUGCAGUUCUAUGCCACAAAUUGAUCUCAGCGCAUGGAGAGAAAAUAUCGUCCAAGGAUGCCAGAUUGGCGGCAAGAAUGUGAACGUCGGAGAGUCGGCCUUCCCUUCGCCAUGCACCAGUUGCAUCUGUACCAACGAAGGGCCCCAAUGUGCCUCGUUGCGCAUUACAGACUGUGCACAGUUGGCCCGCGAAUGGCCACGCGAUGUGAUCCUCCGUGACGAUGUUUGCAGCGCGCAGUGUGGACUGGUGCUACAGAAUGGCUCUCCUCAGGGUCGUAACAUUCCAAUCAGCUUACGACCACCUCCUCAGCGUAUCGCACGUUCUCGCAUCGUCCAGCAGCAGUCGGGACCGUUCAGCUUCCAGGGCUUCCAGUUCCCCGAUCUGUCGCAGUUCAUUGCCUAGAGGUGGCGGGAGGAUAUCGAGCACCCGAGUGCUAAAUAUUUUGUACAUAUUGAGCGGCCAUAAUUGAUACUGUUUUCCCUUCUUCAACUGUAGUUUAUGUUAUUCUUCUAUCGAUACUACAUUGUACCCCGCGUUUCGUGCUGUCCUACAUUUUCUCGUGGAUGGGUGAUUUUCUUGAGGCGCACGCGUAUCUUAUCAUUUUUAUACAUAUACUCUACUAUUCUUUACUAUGUUCCGCUUCUUUAAGUUAUGAUCUGGCUGAAGAAGAAUAAGAAGAAGAUAAGAAAAGCAUGCAAAGGGGCAAAUUGAAUUGCCAACGUGAAAUCGUUCACCGUCUGUACACUGGACACGUUCUAUAGACUCCUCAGCUAUUAUGCGAAAACCACGUGGUACCUUUUUUAAAACCUCCACCACGCGUCGAACGAGUAGGUUUAGGUGUGGAGUCUUUAAUAGAAAGCGACGAUUGUUCAAAGUGUUUUAGAUGAUAAAUAAAUGUGAGGAUAUUAACACACAGUGGAAUGCUAGUGAAGGAAAAUACCUUUCGAGGUCGAUGAGCAUGUUAACGUUUGCCGUAUGUGCAACUGCAGUAAAACCGUAGUGUUGUUAGUCUACGAUCAAAUUCUCGUUUCUAGUAGGGUGUAAUUGAAUUAAAGAAUAAUAAAAUGUAACAAAACA
Anopheles coustani is the source of this 4911-nucleotide messenger RNA. RefSeq lists its product as uncharacterized. The record is from RefSeq and is a predicted model, not a curated record. Gene Ontology annotation, biological process: response to oxidative stress. Gene Ontology annotation, molecular function: peroxidase activity; heme binding. NCBI's taxonomy places the organism in Eukaryota, Metazoa, Arthropoda, Insecta, Diptera, Culicidae. The transcript has 8 exons. The coding region runs from base 1 to 4236 and encodes 1411 amino acids.